Messenger RNA from Rosa chinensis, 378 nucleotides. Its product is annotated as inosine-5'-monophosphate dehydrogenase 2. The coding region runs from base 1 to 378 and encodes 125 amino acids. NCBI's taxonomy places the organism in Eukaryota, Viridiplantae, Streptophyta, Magnoliopsida, Rosales, Rosaceae. Gene Ontology annotation, molecular function: IMP dehydrogenase activity. Gene Ontology annotation, biological process: GTP biosynthetic process. The record is from RefSeq and is a predicted model, not a curated record. The transcript has 3 exons. Gene Ontology annotation, cellular component: cytoplasm.
AUGGCGAGCCGCGAUUGGGUGAAGCUGGCGGACAAGGAGGUCAAGAUUUACGAUUACAUGAUCAGCUGUAAGGACAUGGUUUUGCCUUGGAGCUCCGAUUUGGGGAAGAUUGAGGAGUUCAUGGCGGAGAAAGGCCGUGUACUCAAGAAAAUGUACUCAGAUUUGGAUGUGGUUUGUGGGAAUGUGUUGACUGUGAGUCAGGCGCAGAAUUUGAUUCAGGCUGGUGUUGAUGGGUUGAGGGUUGGGAUGGGGUCUGGCUCCAUUUGUACUACUCAAGAGGUUUGCGUCGGCGGCAGGGGACAGGCAACUGCUGUUUACAAGGUUGCAUCUGUUGCUUCACAAAGUGGUGUGCCUGUUCAACGAAGGUUUUGCAGAUAG